This is a messenger RNA of Tetrahymena thermophila SB210, 2640 nucleotides long. RefSeq names its product transmembrane protein, putative. The transcript is spliced from 2 exons. The record is from RefSeq and is a predicted model, not a curated record. Lineage: Eukaryota; Ciliophora; Oligohymenophorea; Hymenostomatida; Tetrahymenidae.
UUAUCUUUAAAAAUUAAGAAAACAUGAUUUAAAAUUUUUUUUUAAAAAUGGACAUGUUCCAACAAAAAUUUACUUUUUAAUUUGGAAAAUCAAAUAUUUAAAAUAGUACUUGCUUUGGUGGGUUUCUGUCAGUGAUUAUUACUAUUUUUGGUGUGAUAUACUUAGGCUAUAUGCUAAAUCUUUAUUUUGGAAAUAAAAUACUCCCUAAAAUAACUUUGUUUUCUCAAACAUGUUAGGAUUAGUAAGAAAUAUAGCUAUAGUUUGAAUAGUCACCAAUACUAUUCAAAUUGGAGUUGAAUGGAUUUUCAGUUAGUGAUUUUUAUGCAAUAACGGGUAAAAAUUAUCUUAAUAUUGACGUUUAUUUUGUAGAAGAUGGCUUAAAUUAUACGAAUUAAUAUAUUAUACCUACAUAAGAUUGUGCAAAUGUCUACCCUGGCUGGAAAGGUUUUACUUGUUUAGACUUUAAUAAUGCUAAUGAUAAAAUAAAACAGCUGGUUUAUUCUAAUAACAUUUAAACAAGUUAUUAAAUUCACUUUUCAUCAUGUGAAGGUCAGAAAAACUGCUCUUCUAAAGAAGAAACUAUGAAUAUAUUAACCAAUCAAGAUACGACUUUUACUUUUUAUUUAAAUACAUAAUAAUUUAAUUACACUUCUAGCGAAUUUCAAUAAAAUCUUUUAAUGGAAAGUUACCAGUUUGAUGACUUAUUGGUUUUUUAAGGUGAAAUUUACUUCCAAAAGAUGACUUCGUACAUAUAAAAAGGAAUGAUGUUUUAAAAUAAAUAUCAAAAAGACCAUGUAGCUAAUUAUGAUAGGUAAGAUUACUUUCUAAGUAGAAAUAAUAUUUAUUAAAAGAUUGGUUUUGAUGCUUAUGGCUAGCUCACAUUUUAAGUUGAUUAAAAUUUCUCACAAUAAGAAUUUUAAUUUCCUAUGAUAACUGAAGUCUUAUCUUAGUUUUUUUCAAUGAUAAGUAUAUUUAUGGCUAUUGGAGUUAUUGCAUCUAAGUUUUCAAAAAACUUGAUGCUUUAACACUUAUGCAUACUCCAUUUAAAAGAAUAAUUUAAAUGCACGGCAGCUUAGAUUAUUUAAAGAAAUCAAAUAAAUCAACCAAAUAAGAAUAACAAUAACAAUAAUUCUUUUAUAGAUGAAGUUAUAAAUUUGUAAGAAAAGAUAAAUAAAACAGAUUUUUUAGAUAGAAACAAACACAUAUCGAUUUAUUUAAAAUUAAAAAAAAUAUUUUUAAAGGUCUUUAGAGUUAAUUGCAGUAAUUAAAAUUAAGAAUAUAAAUUAAAUCAAAAAAUAAUGGACUAUACUCUUGAAUAAUUGGAUAUUUUAUAAAUGUAUAAAUAAUUGAUAAAAUUAAAUAUGGCUGUUAAGUUAAUUUUAACUAAAGAUUAAUAUGCAGCACUAUAAUUUUGUGGUUGCAAUUUAGAUAAUGAUAUAGAUGGUUUAAAAAUCAAAAGUUGUUUAGAAAAUAAAUAGAAAAAUCAGAUUGAGUAAAAAUAAGAUAAAUAUAAUUAAGUAAAUACUAAAUAAAAUAUUAAUGAUUAUCACUUUAAGAAUUAAUAGGAAAAUCAGGAAAUACUUAAUGAUGUUUGCAAAUCACCAUAAAACUAAGAAAAAACUGUAUUAAAAGAUAUUCAACAAACAUCAUCAAAUCAAAUUAACUAAUUUGAUUUAAGUAAAUCAUACAUUUUAGAUAAGCAUCAUAAGUAGAAAGAUAAUAUGAACAAAAAUCAAUAAAGCAAAAAUAUUGAAUUACUAUCUAAUUAAUUUGAUAAAUCUGUUGAAUAGGAAUUGUAAUUAUUUGAGAGUAAUUAAUUUAAAUUUUAGGAUGAAAAUUAUUCUAAAAGUUAAGUGUAAAUAGAUAAAGACUAAAUUAAUUAAACUUUAAGUAUUAAUAAUUAAAUAAAAAGUGAAAAUGCUAGUCGAAUGCCUGCAACAAUUUUGAAAUUAAAUUUCUUAUAAUCAUAUAUUCGUAGUAGAGAUUAAGAGUUCAAAGGAGAUGAAAGCUUACAAACAUAUGAUAAAGAAGAUAAAGUAAUAGAAGGAGUGAAUACUGAAUAGAUGGAUUUUAAAAAUAUAAUAAAAAACAUUAAAAAUAAUUAAAAAAUAUGUUAGAAUUAAAUUGACCAGGAAGGGAAGUGUAAUGAUGUUGAAAAAAGAAUAGAUCUAUCUAAUUUUAAAGAAUAGGAACAUUAAAUAACAAAUAAAAGAGUUAAGCAAGUUUCUAAAAAACACUAAAAUGAAAAAAUAAACUUUCCUAUUAUUUCAAGUCAAGUUGAUAAAGCUAACUUAGAGACACAAUUAAAUCAUAUUGAAGAAUUAAACAAAUUGGAUAAAGAUGAAUUAUUAUUAAAAUAAGAAUUUUUUAAAUUUAUAACUAAAUUUGAAUGCAAUAAUACUAUAAUUUCAACAAUAGACAAAAAUAUACAAAAUUCUUUACUAACUAAUUGGAUUCAUCACAAAUAUUGACAAUAUAAAUCCAACUUAAAAUUAAUUAGCUCAUUUAAAUAUUAAUAAUAAUAAAAAAUAAUUGCAUUUAUUUAUAAUUUAAUAUUAAUAAUCUAUUUAUUUUAAAAAAAAUGUAUCAUAAUUAUAAAAAUAUUUUUAUUCAAAAAAAUCGAGUGAUAUAAUAAAUUUG